Zootoca vivipara (common lizard) is the source of this 7476-nucleotide messenger RNA. It is a transcript of the gene ADPGK, whose product is annotated as ADP dependent glucokinase. Gene Ontology annotation, biological process: glucose metabolic process. Gene Ontology annotation, cellular component: endoplasmic reticulum. The record is from RefSeq and is a predicted model, not a curated record. Gene Ontology annotation, molecular function: ADP-specific glucokinase activity. NCBI's taxonomy places the organism in Eukaryota, Metazoa, Chordata, Lepidosauria, Squamata, Lacertidae.
AAGCUUCGCCCGGCCGGCUUCCGAGUUGCGGCGCCCGACGAUUCUGCAAAGCUUGCCGCGCCCGACGGGAGGCCGCCCGCUUGCCCGCCGGGGGAGAAGUUAGGCAGAGCCGCGCAAGCUGCGCAAACUCCGCAAAGAGGCGGCGGGUGGGGGGGGGGGACCAGCCGCCGGCGGGAUACGGACAUGGCGUAAGGGAGCUGCCCGCUUCUGAGGCGGCCUUUCGAGAGCCUCGGGCUGCGGAGAGGCGCUCCAGGGCUCGCGGUUCUCCUCGGGGACGGGAAGAGCCGCGUUUUCUGAGGGGAGCAGCCCGUGGGCUGGGCUCCACGGAGGGGCGGGAAGGUGCCGGGGCCCUGCUGCCCCGUCAGCUGUGAGGUUGUGAACAUUUAUAAACGUGAAGGUGGCAGUUCUGGAGAAUUUUCAGGCCAGACUUAAGAGAGCUGCCAUAUAAACUUCAUUUGCACUCUUCGCCUUGAGCUUUCGCUUCAGGACAUCAGCAUGUGGAACAAGUCGGUAUGUGUGGCCUUGUUGGCUCUGGCUACAGGCUAUGUCUUCCUACUGGACUCUGACCUGCCAGAUUCAGUGCUGAAGUAUCUCUCAAGCUCCUUCCUAUAUCAGCUGCAAGGGGAUCUUACGUCCCCAGAGAGCAGCAUGGCAGCUGCCUGGGAUGUGCUUAUCACCCAGCCGGCCAAACAGUGGAACAGAGUUGCUGUUGGGGUCAAUGCCUGUGUAGAUGUUGUCCUUUCUGGUGUGAAGUUGCUGCAAGCCCUUGGUCUAGAUUCUGGUGUUGGGCAAGACCACUCAAUCUUGCAUUCCACAAAAGAUUUGAAGGAAGCCUUCAUCCACUUCAUGGGGAAGGGAGCUGCUGCAGAACGCUUCUUCAGUGAUGCAAAGUCCUUCCACCACAUCGCAGAGACUGCUUCAGCAUAUCCUGGGGCACAGUUGUAUGUGGGGGGCAAUGCUGCUCUCAUUGGCCAGAAAAUUGCAACAAAUCCAGACCUAAAGGUUCUGCUGUGUGGCCCAAUUGGUCCUAAGCUGCAUGAGCUGCUUGAUGAAAAUGUAAUCGUCCCUCCAGAAUCAAUGCAAGAAUUUGAUGAAUUUCACCUCAUUUUGGAGUAUCGAGCAGGUGAAGAGUGGGGGCAGCUGAAAGCCCCGAAUGCCAACCGCUUUAUCUUCUCUCAUGACCUAUCUAAUGGGGACAUGAACAUGCUGGAUGUAUUUGUGUCCAGUCUGGAGGAGUUCCAGCCUGACUUGGUGGUCCUCUCAGGUCUGCAUAUGAUGGAGGGACAGACAAAGGAGAUGCGUCAGAAGAGACUCCUAGAGGCUGUAGCUUCCAUCUCUGACAUUCCCUUGGGUGUACCUGUACACCUGGAACUAGCCAGUAUGACUGACCCAGAACUUAUGAGUGCAAUCAUUCAUCAGCAGGUCUUCCCUCUUGUGAACUCAGUUGGUUUGAAUGAACAGGAGCUACUGUUCCUCACUCAAGCAGCCUCUGGACCACAUGCCUCACUGGCUUCCUGGAAUGGUGUCCCAGAUGUGGGUGUCGUCAGUGACAUUGUCUUCUGGAUCUUGAAGGAACAGGGAAGGACUCCUGGGAAGGCAUCAGAUCUUACUCGUAUCCACUUUCACACUUUGGCCUAUCACCUCCUAGUUACUGUGGAUGGAUAUUGGGCCAACCAGGUGGCAGCUGUUGCUGCUGGUGCAAGAGUAGCAGGGACACAAGCUUGUGCCACCCAGACCAUUGAUGCCAGCAGAGUUUUCCUUAAAGCGCCACUGAAGUUUGCCACUUCUAAGAUGGAGGAGGCCUCUACAGUCUCCUUAAAUCCCCACGAGCCUGUGUCAGAAUGGCACAGGGAUGGGGUAACAUUCCAUUACACUCCUGUUCUGGUGUGCAAAGAUCCUCUGCGGACCGUUGGCCUUGGUGAUGCCAUUUCUGCUGAAGGACUUCUUUAUUCAGAAAUAUACCCUUAUUAACCUGUGGAAUUAAGAUACACUCCACAAAAAAUUGAACCAUGCAGGCAUGGGCUGGAAGUUAGCAUUUAGUAGAAAGCCAAAGAAUAAAAGUUAGGCACAGCUCAGCUGCUGCGUGUUGCUACAGGGAUGUCUACAAUUAAAUAAUGAGGUAUGACUUGUUAAAUAAAUGGGCUGCCUUUUCCCUAGAAUGACAACUUAAACCAAAACAGCUUCUGCUUUAAGUAAGCCAGUCUUAUUUGCAGUAACUUAAAAAGCUGGGAACUGAAAGAAGUUUGAUGUGACUAGCUGUCACAGGAAGGCUAUUUUGGUCUUUCACACCGUCAUAUUUCUGGGAAGGCAAAGGUAAAAGAUAAUUGUGUUACCUCUUCAUCACAUUCCAAACAUGGCAAGAGCCAUUGUUUUGUUUGGUAGUGGUGGAAUGAAAAAGUAUAGCACUUGGGUUGCACCAUGCCAAAGGAACACUGUCCCAAGUGAAUAGUACAAAAGCUUGUUCUGUAAGCUCUACAAAUGGGAGGUAGGCAAGAUGAAAGCCUUGCCUGUGGCAAGGAAAGGAUGCUGAAUCGUAACUUUUUUCUCCUUUUUUUGACCUCAUUAAGUGGACAUCAAACUAUUGGGAGUGUGGCAUUUUGUCACAUGUGCUUCCUCAGCUAGUGUAUGCUAAUUUUGAUACUCUGUUUUGUUUUAUUGCUGGCAGGUUGUUGUUGUUUAGUCGUUUAGUCGUGUCCGACUCUUCGUGACCCCAUGGACCAUAGUACGCUGGCAGGUUAAUCUACUUUUAAGACAGUUGCAUACCAAAAGCUCAUGCACACAAUUAUUUUACCUCUCAAUAGCCUCUUAAGCAGUGACUUAGAGAUCAUUCCUAUGAGUGAGAGUUUAUAGCACAAUUGCUAGUCUUAGCAAGUGACAAUUAGUCUGGGUCAAAUUCCAAAGAAAUGUAAUGUACAAAACCUGAAAUGACUCCUUAAAAAAUGGCAUAAACAUAAUUUUCAGUGGAGAAGAGGCUAGCGACCUGGCACAUUCUACUAUUCCACAGUUACUGUAUUAUUCUGCAAGGUUAUGUGGAGCUGUGAUCACAUGAUCAUAGUAAGUGUUCCCUUGAGCAGGUUGUGUGUGGGUAAAAUCCAUAUUACUUUCUGUGUACUUACACAUAGCAAUAGAACUAUAUAGAAUCAGAGAUAUGAAAUUUGACUUCAGGAUGAGGACAAAAUCUGGCAGUGAUGUACUACUAGGUUAGCAGAGUGUUGAGUUUCGAUGGGAGAAUACACAUGCAAAUCUGUACCCAGACAUGGCUCUCACUAGGCUUUAUCUUUGCCUAACCUACCUCAUGGGGUUGUUGUGAUGUUAAGAACUGUACUAAGCCUCAGAGUAAGGGUGGGCUACAGUAGUAACAAAUGAUGAAACUGAAAAUUCCCAGAAUGCCAGUACAGUAUAUAUGAUUAAAACAGGUCAGGGUAUGAUUAAUGCUGGUAGAUCUGAACAGGGCUAAAUGCCUUUACAAUUAAGGAACAUAACAGGAUCUGCAGGACUCCAUCUGCUUAGCACAGAUUUUCAUUAGUUUUUUUACAAUGUGGUGCUAGCUGAGGGGAGCAGAAAUUUUGCACUGUGUAAUAUAUUCCAGGUUUUGUUGUCUCUUAAGGUCAAACUAGAUGUUACUUCAAAUGUUUUUAAACCUGUUCUAGGGAUUCUGUGUGCCUCUUCUACCAAAAGCAGUGGUGGGGCUUCUUGAGAAUCAGGGAGGAUGACUUCAAUUCUUCCCAUGCUCUGAGUGCCAGAGUCUUGCUGAAAGUUUCCCUUUGCUGCAGAUAGUGGUCUGGGAUAAGGUUUGACUUCAGAAUUAGAAUUGACAUAUAGGUCUUGAACCUGAUCAUGGAUGUGUUCUCACAGUAAAAGUUUCCGAACAGUGGCUUAGGGCAUGCUGAUAUGUUUUACAUCAAGGUAUAAUGCUUGUUCAAAUUGCUUUUUCUGCCAUCCGUUUUCUUUCUCAUCAUUCUGAUGCAGUGAUUGUUUCGCCACUGAUCCUGAAUGUGAUGUUGCAUGGUGUUAACAGUGCCAGAAACUUGUGGUUGAGAUGUGGGGGGAAAACACAAGAGGGGACUCCAAACUACCUCUAUAGGUCUUCAUUUGGCAGCAAUGUAGAGGGGUAGACUAUUUUGUCUGCUUGGGCUCCACCAUAACCAGCAACCUUUCCAUUGAUGUUGAGCUGGACAAGCACCUUUGUAAGGCAGCUACAGCAAUAGCUCGCCUCUCCAAAAAGGUAUGAGAGAAUGAUGUUAAUGACUGAUACCAAGAUGAAGGUCUACCAGGCUUGUGUGUUUAGUACACUGCUUUAUGAAAGUGAGUCAUGACCAGGAGUGAUACCUCAAUGCUUUCCAUUUGUGCUGUAUCACUUGGCAGGACAGAGUCUCAAAUGAAGAUGUGCUCUUCCAAGCCCACAGCCCCAGCAUAUUCAUACUUCUGUACACAGAAUGAAAGAUGGCAGAAUCCCCCAUGAUGUGCUUUACGGGGGAGCUGGCUUCAGGCACCAGACCUGUUGGCAGACCAAAUCUAUGUUAUAAAGCUGUCUACAAAUGUGACAUGAAGGCUGGCAACAUUAACACUGCCGUAUGGGAAUCCCUUGCAGACGAUCGCAGUGCCUAGAGACAGAUGGUCAAGCUGUGUAUCCACAGCAGUGACCAGAGGAGAAAAGACAGCUGGGAGAAGUACAGAGAGAAGAAACGUCAUGGUACAUCUGUAACAGUGAAAUCAGAUGCAUUUAUAUGCCCCAGUUAAAAUAAAAUGUCUCCCAUAUUGGUCUCUACAGCUAUAGUAGGCACGGUAACUCUUCAACAGUUCUCCUUUACCCCUGAUGGUACACUCUUUCAUUGUCUCUCGAGACAGACGGAUACCAACUAACUAGAGGGGACUUCCUCCAGGUGGCUUACACAAUCCAAGUUGUUUGGAUUUAGAAGUUAUUUGUGUAAUGCUUCAGAGAUAUUUAUGUAGAUACUGUUUGAAAGUCUCAUUGCUGGAUUUCUGGAUUUACAGAGUUCUUGUUUCACCUUGAAUAGAUGGGCCCGGGGUGGAGAACUGUGAAGGGUGGCCUCCUCUUUGCUACUUCAGUGCUGCAUUUAAAGGCAGUAGCAAAGGAUGAUCUGUGCAGUUAGCUGCUGAAUAGCUGUAAAACAGGUGAGGUAGCAACUUCAGGUGAAGUAGCAGUGCAGAAACCAUUCCUUUGAUUUCUGUUCUCUUCACUCUUUUUUUCCCCACUGUUCUCUCACCCCUGGCUAUUUUCCUCUUAGCCAGGUUUAUAUCCAAAUAUUGAGUCUUCAUAAGAAAAGAAAAGGCAGUGAUGGAAAGUUGUGGACAAAUGAAAAGUUCGGAGCCUUUGCUCAGUGGUGGAGCACUCACUUUUCAUGCAGAAGGUCAGGUCACUGGCAUAUUCAGAUGAGAGGAUUUAGUAGUAGAUGAUGGGAAAGACUUUUAUGUAUCUGAGACCCUGGAGAGCUACUGCAAGCCAGCACAGACAAUACUGGACUAGAGGGACCAAAUAGUCAGACCUGGUUCAAGACAGCUUCCUAUGUUCCACUUUCCUCUUCGUCUGGAACUGACAUCUCUACCCCUAUUUAUACCAGUAUGGUAGAGAACUUUGAUAAUACAAGAUGUGCUACCUUCUCAGCUAGUUUUGUCCUUAGUCAAUUAGCUUCUCUUUGCUCUUUGCAGCAGAAUAGGCCUCAUUUGAGUGAACCCCACCUGCAGGCAUUUUGUUACCCAGCUGCAGCCACUAAGAUGCUAGCUGUUUAUUUACAGUCAUGCUUGCUGGUAUAAACCCAAGUACAGAACGUCAGUAUAAUAUUCUUACCAAAAGAUCAACUUGUAAAAGUGUUGCUUCUGUGUGCAUGAAUAGUAUUACCAAAAAGGACUCCAAGGGGUUUCGGUAGACCACGGACUCAUGGCUGUGCUUUGCUUGGAUGAAGGUUUAAGAACAGGGAGCUUGACUACCGGUACUACAUAAUCAUGUUCUUGGUUUAGACAUCUCGAAACAGGUCACUAGGAAAGCAUAAUACGUUAAGAGAUCCUGAGCUGUGAGACUGAAGUAUUCUCUUGGCGUUUGCUGCUUUUGUGAGACAAAUCAUAGUGGUUAAAUAUGCAGCUUCCUUUUCCAGGUUUUGCUGUUUUAACUUUAGGGUGUACUGUACAAAGCACUAUUGUAGAACUUGUUUGCAUUCCAUAAACAAAGUAAAUGAAUGGCAGCUAUACAGCAGUGGUGCGUGUUGGAUUUUUCUUAGUUCCUUUGCUCUUCGCAAAAGUGUAUCCUAAUUAGAUCCACAUGUCGUUAUUUAUUAUCACACAUAUUCCAGUGGUGACAGCCUCCAUUUGUACAUGUGUUUCUCUACUUGAUAUGCGAGGCCUUGGUAACCUUAUCCCCGCUGCCCCCGCUCUUGUUAACACAGGUUUAUUUGAGUUCUGUAAUUCCUACCUGAAUCAGGAGCGGCCCUGGGUAGAGGUGAUCCUACUUCUGUGCACUCUUGUAUUUUACUCACCCUUUUCAUUAGAAAUACAAAAGGAACAUGAACCCCAAAGUCAUCUCCUACCAACUAAAAGCCGAAAACUCAAGUUAAUUGUGUCUUAAGAGUACCUGUAAAAAAGAUACUUGAAUGCAUUGGUUUUAGUACUUCUCCUGAACUCCUGGACACUGUCUACCCCUUUCCCCUGCCUUUCGUGCUUUCCUGUAUACAGAAUCAUAGAAUUGUAGAGUUGGAAGGGACUCUGAGGGUCAUCAGUUGCUAUACUAAUAAAUUGUUUUGUUCAGCCUACGGAAUGAGCCUAUCCACUUGGCCACAAGCCAACCCAGCUUUAACAGCAAUAACAAUGUGAGUGCUCAGUGCCAGGGCCUCUUACCAAUGGGUAAUGUGAGACAAAGUCUUCCUUACAACUCUCCUUGCACUAGGAAAAUAUUCUGUGAAGCAGAAUACUGAAGCAGGUUCAUCCUCUCUAUAUCUGAAGCCCUAUGGAUAGAAAGUAAAGCUUUUGCUAAGAGUUCUAGCCUGUGCUUUACACCCAGUUGUUUCUUUAAUGUGACAGCUAAAGUGAGCUUUUUGCUCUUCUGAAUGGUAAAGUUUCUUGUCCACAUUGUCAAAUUGGAACAACUCUCUGUCCCGCCAGAAUUCUCAGGGAGUUGCUGACCCCAGAAUCUAACAUGGGAUCAGAGGCUUCAGAAACCAAGCAUUUGUCAUCUUGGUGUCUGGCACUUGCUAACACAAAGGGUGGUGGAAGUCACCUGUGCUGUGCAAGCUACACUUCCUGUUUUCUUCUUUUGUAAAUAGCAGGGAUAGAGUAGGUGUCAUUUGCAAGAGCUAAAAAGCAUCCUUGAAAGCAAGUUCUCAAUACCUUCUGUUGCCAAAUUGUUCUGCCUCUACAAUUCCUAUGAAAAAAGAAUUUCUGGACAUUGUGUUAUGUUUCAUUGUAUAUGAUUAUUAAAACCUUAGAUUCUGGUGUUAGCAUAAAACAAUCUUUUUGCAUUUAGAA